Molecule: messenger RNA, 2041 nt
Organism: Anneissia japonica
Lineage: Eukaryota; Metazoa; Echinodermata; Crinoidea; Comatulida; Comatulidae
Product: lengsin-like
Exons: 1
Cellular component (GO): cytoplasm; membrane
Molecular function (GO): glutamine synthetase activity
Source: RefSeq, a predicted model, not a curated record
UUUGUCCGAUUUGAAGCGGUAGACAUGUUCGGAAUUUCUCGGUCGAAGUUGAUUCCGGCUCGACAUUUCAAAUCAAAAUCAGAGAAUGGCAUAAAUUUCUACGGUGGUUAUUUAGGAGCAGAUUCGUUAUCAAAUUUCCUAGCCGGUACCGGUUAUAACGAAGAGUUGAUUUUCAGUGACGCGGUCAUGUUUCCUGUCUUGGAUACGUUCAAAGUCAUUCCUUGGUGGAAAUAUACUGCACGAGUCUUAAUAGAGCCAUUAAUUGAAGGUAAAGAUGUAUCAGCCAGCCCUCGAUUUCUUGCUAGGCAACAACUAACAGAACUCAAGAAGAUGGGUUACAGUCUGCUCUCAGCUCACGAGCAUGAGUUUUACGUUGUCAACAAAGACACAAAGAAACCUCUUAUAAAUGAUUCAAAUGUGCAAUCAACUAUCCGAUUGUACGAAGGCGCUGGCUUCAUUCAUCAGCUUGGAGAAGAUUUGCCUAAAGUAGGAAUCGAUAUCGAAUGCAUGGAAACUGAAGUUGGUCCUGGUCAGUUUGAAACCACGUACAAGCCAUCAUUUGGAAUCAAAGCCGCAGACACAGCCUUCACGUACAAAGGCGCGGUCAAAGAGAUCGCCAUGCAACACGGCUUAAUGGCUUCCUUUAUGAGCAAACCGUAUCCGGACAAAAAUGGAUCUUCCUGCCACUUUUGCCACUCUUUGUGGGAUGUGGAAGGUAACAUUCCUCUUACAUUUGAUGGGCAGUCUCCAGACAAACUAUCAAACGUUGCUAAAUAUUGGAUAGCUGGUAUUUUACAUCAUGCUCCAACUCUUAGCCUGUUUAUGGGUCCCACCAUCAACUGUAGGAAACGGUACAAACCAUUUACGUACGCACCAACAAAUGGAACUUGGGGUUUUGACAACCGGACAUGUGCAGUUCGUGUGAAGAUCAACGGUGAAUGCGGUUCUUACAUUGAAAAUCGUAUGGGGAGUGCCGGAUCAAAUCCGUAUUUAAUUCUAUCAGCCACGAUUGCCGCUGGAAUAGAUGGAAUCAGACGGAAGCUUUCCCUUCCUGCCGACGUCACUGGAUCCGCGUACCUGUUGCACAAUGUUCCUGACAAAACACAAACAAUACCAACAUCCAUGCAAGAGGCCGUCGAAGCAUUUCUGCAGGACGUAGUCAUCAGGGAUGCAUUUGGCGAAGACUUUGUGAAAUGCUUUGUUGCCAUAAAGUCUCAUGAAAUGCAAAAAGCAAAAGAAGCAGACGAAAAUGGUGAUUCUAUGUGGGACUGGAAUAUGUAUUUUAAAUACAUUUAAAAACAUAAACUUUACUGUUUACUGCACAAUAAAUCUAUGGAUUUCCAAAGUACUGUAAUUUGCAAAUUGUAAUCGCACCUCCUCCUCUUCCUUUUAGAUACUGUCUGUUUUGGACAUUUUAGAUUUUGUCUGUAAGAAUUGGCAUAUAAAUUCAUUCUUUGACGUAAUUCAACUGUUUCGUAUAAUUUUUUCACAUUGUUAUAAUUAUUUGUGUUGCUUGUUUUUAGAAGUUAUAAAAUAUAGGUGACCAACUUAUUGCUAUUGAGGGUGGUAUAUUAUAGUCAAAUUAAAGCAGCUCCUUUAAAAUAAUUAUGUUUACCUGUAAUUAAAGACUACCUCCAAUUAAAGACCACCUCUCUGUGGUCCCAAAUUAAUAAAUGUCUUUUAUCUUGAUUAUUGUAAUUAGAGACUAAAGCUGCUGAGGAACAUGGAAACCCCGGCCGGUCCCAAAUAUGGUGAUUAAUUGGAGGAACACCUGUAAGUGGUUAUAAAUUAGACUUCAGUAUAAAAUUAACACAAUAUAUGGUAUAUUACUAGAAAAAGACGAUCAAAAUCGUUAUAAUGUUAUAGACUCUGUAGAUAAUUUAGAUGGUGAAUUUAUUUUUAAAUACUAUUAUUCUCUAUAAACAGUCAGAAUAAAAUUUGAAACAUUAAAAAGGCGUUUAUGGCCAGACUUAUAACACAUCAAAUUAUUCAGAGCCAUUAACAUAAGAUGAAUAGUUGUGCGAUAGCUGCACUAAGUCAG